AUGACUGAGGUUAGUACCACACCAUUUGCGGAGCCGCCGUAUUUGCGCGGUCUACCGUCCCCCUACUACACACCUGCGCAUCGUCGCUUCCAGAAGGCUUGUCGCGAAUUCCUCUGGGAGCAUCUAUUGCGCCAUGCCAUGGACUGGGAGCGCCAGGGUACCGUACCGGAACACGUCUUCGAGACGUUCUGCCAACAUAACAUGUUGUUGCCGAACCUCCCUGCGCCAUUGCCGGUUGGGUGGCUGAAGCGGUUGGGCAUCCAUGACAUUCUUGGGGUCAAGAUCGAGGAUUGGGAUUACAUGUAUACAGGGAUCUACUGCGACGAGCUGGCUCGCUCUGGCCUUGCCGGUCCCGGGGCAUCUUUGAAUGCUGGAUUUGCAUUUGGCAUUCCCCCGGUUAUCAAGUACGGAAGUGAAGAGCUACAGGAGCGGUUCCUGCCCGAACUGUUGACUGGCAAGAAACGCGCUUGCAUUGCUAUCACGGAGCCCGAAGCUGGCAGUGAUGUGGCCAAUCUGACGACAACGGCCAAGAAGACUCCUGACGGCAAGCAUUACAUUGUUAACGGGUCCAAGAAAUGGAUCACCAACGGCAUCUGGUCCGACUACACUACCAUGGCUGUCCGCACGGGUGGCCCCGGAGCUGCUGGGCUGUCGGUCUUGUUGGUGCCUCUGAAGGGUUAUCCCGGAGUCACCAUGCGUCGAUUGAACGUGUCCGGACAAAAGACCGGUGGCACCACGUACAUUGAGCUGGACGACGUGGCUGUCCCUGUGUCGAACCUGAUAGGACGCGAAGGCGAAGGCAUGCGCAUUAUCAUGACCAACUUCAACCACGAGCGACUCACGAUUGCCGUGGGUGUGACGCGCCAGGCCCGCGUCGCGUUGUCCGCGGCCGUCCAGUACUGCUUGAAGCGCGAGGCGUUUGGAAAGACACUCAUGGACCAGCCCGUGGUGCGACACCGUCUGGCCAAAGCCGGCGCGGAGCUCGAGACGAUGCACGCGUGGGUCGAGCAGAUCUUGUACCAGCUCUGUCAUAUGAACAAGGAGGAAGGCGACCUACGACUGGGAGGGAUCACGGCGCUGGCCAAGGCCAAAUCAGCCAUGGUGCUGAACGAGUGCGCGCAAUGUGCGGUGUUGCUGUUCGGAGGGAACGGCUUUACAGCGACGGGGCAGGGCGAGCUGGUCGAAGCUAUCUACCGCGACGUCCCCGGAGCGAGAAUUCCCGGAGGAUCGGAGGAUGUGUUGCUCGAUUUGUCGGUACGUCAAUUGGUCAAGGUGUACCGGGCAGAGGAGAAGAAGCUGGGUCGGGCGAAGAUUUAG
Molecule: messenger RNA, 1317 nt
Organism: Aspergillus ruber CBS 135680
Lineage: Eukaryota; Fungi; Ascomycota; Eurotiomycetes; Eurotiales; Aspergillaceae
Product: acyl-CoA dehydrogenase family protein
Exons: 3
Coding region: 1-1317 (438 amino acids)
Molecular function (GO): flavin adenine dinucleotide binding; oxidoreductase activity, acting on the CH-CH group of donors
Source: RefSeq, a predicted model, not a curated record